UGUAGCUUUUGUUUCUAUUGUGCAUUUAAAGAAAUACAAAAUAUAAUAAAAACAAUAUAAAUUUUUCAACAAAACCAAUCAAGAAAAUACGAAUUCAUUCAAGUUUGUUUAUCGUUUUGAUAUCGCAGUAUAUGUAGUAUGUGCGUACUAUAAGUAUGAGACGAAAUUUCUUAUAACUACAAUAAAAAACUGAACAAAAAUUCUGCAGCAAAUUUAUAAACUACUUCUACAAAACGCUCCUAAGUACCAGGCAGGCUUGUUUGUAUAUGAGUGUGAUAAAGAAAAUUGAACCUACAAAAAAUAAUAAUAAUAAUCAUUCCAUGAACUAUACAACGAAAUAAACAAGCGGCAGUUUUUGAAUUCUCAUAUAAAAAACGACUAAAAUUUCAAUUGAAUCAUCAAGAAAACAGCAGUUAACAUAUUUUACACAAAGGAAUUAGUCUGUCUAUGUAUAUGUAACUGUUUGUUAUUAUUUUUUGGCAUAUGAAUAAAUGGCAAAUAUACAGAUGCUGUUAAAAAUUAAAUUAUGUAUUUAAUACAUACGAAAUAUUUAUUUUAAAUAUUGUAAUUUACAUACAUAUGUUAAACACUGCCUUUUUAAGGGCUUUUUUGAGCGAAACGCCAACUUAUCAUAAUCAAAUAAUUAUUGUUAAAUAAAAAAAUGCUGAGCAUGAAUUUGUGUCUACUUUUAAGUUGCAGUCUUUUGACUGUAGCCUUGGUAUCGAAUACUGUGGCCGAACUCUAUGAUCAGGAUAUUAAGGGUCCCAAUGUUUGCAAAAAGAAGGAAGUAUACCCCGUUGAAAUAGUUACAACUGAAUUACAAAAUUAUCAAGUGCGUGGCAACAUUUGGUGUUUCAAUGUGCCACCCAGAUGUUCAACUUACACCCUAAAGCAAAAGGUGGUCAAUAAAACAACAACCCUAACCAAAGAGCGCAUUGUUUACGAUUGUUGUGAUGGUUAUAAAUUGAGUCCCACUGGUAGUGGCUGCGUAGCAGAUUGUAAAGAUAAAUGUGUACAUGGUGCAUGUGUAGCACCGAAUAAAUGUAAAUGUGAACAUGGCUAUGGAGGACCCACUUGUGAUAUAAAUUGUCCAACUGGCUAUUGGGAUGUUGAUUGUAAAAAACAAUGUGAUUGUUAUAAUAAUGCCACAUGUGAACCCUACACGGGUGCCUGUCAAUGCGACAAAGGAUAUACGGGAGAUAAAUGCCAAGACAAAUGCCCCAAGGGCUAUUACGGUGCUGGCUGUAUGGAGGAGUGUCGCUGUGAGAAUGAUGGCAGUUGUCAUCAUGAAUCCGGUGAAUGUAUUUGCACGCCCGGUUAUACGGGACCAUUAUGUGAAGAUCAGUGCCCAGAUGGCAAACAUGGUGCUCAGUGUACUCAGGAUUGUCGCUGUCAAAACGAUGGCAAAUGUGAUCCUCAAAAUGGUGAAUGUUUGUGUCCGGAUGGUUGGACUGGCGAAGUGUGUGCCAACAAAUGUCCUAUCGGCACUUAUGGAGCAAACUGUGAGAAACCCUGUGAAUGUUUUAAAGGUGCGCCCUGUCAUCAUAUAACCGGCAAAUGUGAGUGUCCUGCGGGCUAUAUGGGUGAUCGUUGUUUCGAUGAGUGUCCCAGUAAUUUGUAUGGCCUAAACUGCACCCAGGAAUGUAAAUGUUUAAAUGAUGCCACCUGUGACAAGGCCACAGGCGUUUGUAAUUGUCGUCCUGGCUGGUCGGGUGAAGAUUGUGGCGAACGCAUUUGUCCCGCCAAUGAAUAUGGCGAAAACUGCACAAAAUCCUGUGAAUGUGAAAUGCAAUUCACUGAAUUGUGUCAUCCAGAGAAUGGUAAAUGUCUGUGUCAAGUUGGCUGGAGUGGUACAUUGUGCAAUAGACCUUGUCCGUUCCUGAAAUAUGGCGCAAAUUGUGAAUUGCAUUGCAACUGCAAAAACAAUGCCAAAUGUAAUCCCAUCAAUGGCUCCUGUAUAUGUGCUGCUGGCUACAAGGGCGAUUCCUGUGAUGAACAAUGUGAUGAUGGUUUCUAUGGUCAAAAUUGUGCUCAUAAAUGUGAUUGUAAAAAUGGUGGCAAAUGUGCUCCGGAAACGGGACAAUGUUUCUGUACGCCCGGCUGGAAGAAUAUUAAAUGUGAUCGUCCGUGUGAUUUGAAUCAUUAUGGCCAGGAUUGUAAUAGCGUGUGUGAUUGUAGGAACAAUGCCGCCUGUAAUCCCACCAAUGGUGCUUGUACCUGUGCUGCGGGCUUUAAGGGAGAGAAAUGUGAUCAAAAAUGUGACUAUGGUACAUUUGGUAUGGACUGUGGCCAACAGUGUGAAUGUGAUUUUAAUAAUACGAUCGCUUGUGAGUCGACCAAUGGCAAAUGUAUUUGCAAACAGGGAUGGGGAGGCGUUCAUUGUGAAACUAACUGUCCAACGGGUUAUUAUGGUGAAUCUUGUGAUCAAGUUUGCAGAUGUAAAAAUAAUUCCUCCUGUGAUCCCGAUACGGGACGUUGUAUUUGUUCGGCCGGCUGGACUGGUGAAGAUUGCUCGAAACCCUGUGAAUAUGGCUUCUAUGGUAAUGGCUGCAAGGAGAAAUGUCCCAUCAUCGUGCAUGGCAACAAGAGUUGUGAUCAUAUAACCGGGGAAAUAAGAUGUCGUGAUGGUUACAUUGGCUUAACAUGUGAACAUCCCUGUCCGCCGGGUUAUUUUGGUACGGGUUGUACCCGCAAAUGCAAUUGUCAACAUGGUGGCGAGUGUAAUCAUAUAACGGGAACGUGUCACUGCAUGCCGGGCUGGACGGGCUUGAGUUGUAAUGUAACGUGUGAGGAAGGUUUCUAUGGGCAGAAUUGUUCGCAACAAUGUCAUUGUCAAAAUGAUAAUGGUUGUCGUAAGAAUGAUGGUUUGUGUAUUUGUAAACCUGGCUGGAUGGGUACCAGAUGUGAUGAAGUUUGUCCCGAGGGUUUCUAUGGCGAACACUGUAUGCGUUCUUGCCAGUGUCCGUCACCCAAUUUUGUUUGCCAGGCCACCGAGGGUUGUGUAUGCCGUAAAGGUUUUACCGGAGAAAAUUGUGAUAUACCCAAAGCGGAACAGCGCAUACAAGAAGCAGAAGUAGAGACAGGUCGUGCUGGCUUAGCUUGGGGUUUAACUCUGGCCAUUCUAUUUGUGUCGGUUAUUAUAGCUGUUAUAUUUUAUUAUCGUCGUCGUGUUUCUAAUUUGAAAACGGAAAUUGCUCAUGUCCAAUAUAUAAGUGAUCCCACUCAAGGUUGGCCAGAUCGUCACAAUUUCGAUAAUCCUGUGUAUGGCAUGCAACAAACCAAUAAUCCAGAGACUAGAUUAUUAAAUAAUUUAAGACCCAAAAUUAACAAUCUCAAUUUGGUGGGCAGUGAAAUGUAUGCGGAUGAUUCUAAUGCCAGCAGUAGGGCUGGCACCUAUUCCAUUAAUUAUAAUCACGAUAUGAUGGCUAAGAAUUUAAAUGCUGAUUUAACCAAUCCCAAUGUUUAUAAUUCAAUAGAGGGAUUAAAGGAAGAACAUGUUUAUGAUGAAAUUAAACAAAAGGAGGGCUAUAAUAAAGAUCCUGAUGAAUACGAUCACUUGGACUACUCCAGACCGAGUACAUCACAAAAGCCACACUAUCAUCGCAUGAAUGACUCAACCGUACUCAAUAUCAACCAUGAUGAAGAAAAGCCCAGUAAUUUGAAAGUUCUAUUGAAGAAAUGUGAUCUUGAAAAUGUCAACGAAACCGAAAAUGAAGAUAAUGCAAAUUGUAAUACCAGCGUAUGUGAUGAUAAUGCCUCAACAGCUACACCCUCAACCAGCUCAGAACAUAUCAAGUAAAGUGUAAAUGAAAAGUCUGUAGGAAAUACAAAAAAUUUGCUCAAGAGUUUUAAAAU
Molecule: messenger RNA, 3855 nt
Organism: Calliphora vicina (urban bluebottle blowfly)
Lineage: Eukaryota; Metazoa; Arthropoda; Insecta; Diptera; Calliphoridae
Gene: drpr
Product: draper
Exons: 12
Coding region: 662-3799 (1045 amino acids)
Molecular function (GO): scavenger receptor activity; protein binding
Source: RefSeq, a predicted model, not a curated record